AUGGAAUUAGAUAAAACCCUCAUUGAUAAUUAUGAAACUCAACCAUUAACAUCAAAAACAAACAAAAUAGAUAAAGAAAGAGUCAAAAGUAGUGAUGAAAUAGAAAUAUUAUUUGAAAAAGAAGAAAAGAAAAAUGAAUUAAAAGAAGAAUUAAAAUGUAGUAUAUCACCACCGAUAUUAAUUGAUGAAAGUCAAUUAAAUUCAAAAAAGAAACAAGUAUUUGAAUUUUAUAAAAAAAAAAAGAAAACAAUAUUUGAAUUAGAAUAUGAAGAUUGUUUUUUUCCAAGUGAUAAUGAAGUAUUUGAAGAAGAUGAUAUUCGAUUACAACGUGAAAUUAAAAAAGCAAAUGAAAUGAAUUUUGAAGAAUUUAAUUCACAAAUAAUAAUAAACAAAGGGUUUGAUAGGAAACAUCGACAUAUUAUAAUAUUCAAUCAAAAUGUAUUAAUUGAUAAUACUCCAAACUUUCCACAAAAAUUUUACUUCUUUGUUUUAAAGUCAUUACAAUUUAUUUAUCAAAAAGAAUUUGUUAUUAUUUAUAUUAAUAAUAUGAAUCAAAUUCCUUAUGGUAUUUUUGAAAUGUUAUAUUUAAAACUUCCAAAUCAAAUAAAAAGUAAUAUUUAUAAAAUUUAUUCAUUUAUCUCUCCUUCAAUUUCUUUAAAACAAAUUAAUUUUAUAAAGUCUGAUGAUUUAAAUAAAUUUGUAAUAGUAAAAGAUUUAUUUGAAUUUUUUAAAGACAUUCCAAUGGGAACAAUUUCUAUUCCUCAUGAUUUUGUGGAAUCUUUAGCUACUCAACAUCCUAUUUUUGGUAUUCCUUUGUCAGAAGCUGUUCAUCAUCCAUUUAGAGGUUCAACAACUGCUCCAUUAAUUAUUGAAUGUGCUAUUAUGUACUUUUCAUCUAAAGUAGAAGUUAUUUCAAUAGAAGGAAUUUUUAGAAUGGCUGGUUCUAAACAAAGAUUAGAACAAUUAAUUAAAGAAUUUAAUUGUGGAAUUCGUAGUGAAUUUGAAGAAGAUGAAGAUCCUCAUGUUGUUUGUUCAUUAUUAAAACAUUAUUUACGUUCAUUGCCAACACCUUUAUUAACUUAUCAAAUUGGAGAUGAAAUUGCGGAAUUAUUUAAAAAUGACACAAUGAUAACUGAAGAUAAAAUAAAUUCAAUCAUUAAAAAAUUACCAGAAGAAAAUAAAUCAUUAUUAUAUCAUCUUGUUGUGUUAGGAAAGAUAAUUUGUAAUCAUGUUAGUGAAAAUAAAAUGUCAACUUCAAAUAUGGGAAUUAUGUUCGGUCCUUGUAUUUAUUGGAGUGAAAUUACUAACAUUGAAGCUAUUUCUAAAGCAAAGAAUAUUAGUUUAUUCUUUACUUAUUUAUUGGAUCAUGCCGAUAAAAUACUUGCAACUGAAUGA
Molecule: messenger RNA, 1395 nt
Organism: Entamoeba nuttalli P19
Lineage: Eukaryota; Evosea; Mastigamoebida; Endamoebidae
Product: RhoGAP domain containing protein
Exons: 1
Coding region: 1-1395 (464 amino acids)
Biological process (GO): small GTPase-mediated signal transduction
Cellular component (GO): cytoplasm
Molecular function (GO): GTPase activator activity
Source: RefSeq, a predicted model, not a curated record